Messenger RNA from Naegleria fowleri, 1977 nucleotides. RefSeq lists its product as uncharacterized. The transcript is spliced from 2 exons. The record is from RefSeq and is a predicted model, not a curated record. Lineage: Eukaryota; Heterolobosea; Eutetramitea; Acrasida; Naegleriidae. Bases 1 to 1977 code for a protein of 658 amino acids.
AUGACACAGUCAACUUCAAAGAUUGCGGUUAUUGCUGCACUCGCAUUGACAUUGGCCAUCCUCUCACUUGUCAAGUGCGAUCUAUACGUUCAUAACCCAAGAGGAAGCAAUGACAGAAAUUGCGAAAGAGAUGCUAACCGUAGAAAUGGUAACAGACUCUUCAACUCUGAAAACAAUGCCGCUGGUGGCUAUGCUUGUCCACGUGCAGUUGGUGGACCUGAAGUGAAAACUCCAACCAUGUACUAUUAUGAAGGUUCUGAAUUGUAUUUGCAAUGGACAAACCAACACUCUUGUGGUACUCAUAACAAUUAUUGUCAAUUAGUGAUUCAAUACAUGUGUAAUGACACUGUGGUUGGUACUGACAAAGUCUAUGGUAACUAUUACUCUGUGAGAGAUGGUAUUCCAACCGAUUCCAAUGACGAUGCCACUGAUACCAUUUCGGAAUCCACUCAAAAUGAUUUGAGAUUUGGUCAACAUGAACCAUUUGACAACUACAAAAAGUGCACCAUUCGUGAUCGUAAUAAGGGUCUCUACAUUGCUGAUCGUGGUUUGGGUGGUAACAGUGCCAUCUUCACUCGUCAAAACAACGGUGGUGAAAGAUUUGGUUUCGAAUGUACUGAAGAACAUGACUAUUAUCCUUAUUGGCACUUCUCUCCUUGGGUGGAUAUUGCUAUUUUUACUUCAAAUACCUCCAUGUGUCAAUGGUAUCAAGAGAACUCUCAAAACGUAGUUGGACGUGGUGAAUGUUGGGACUCUACCAAAACCACCUAUCUGAGAUAUAACAAUAUUAAGGAUUGUUUGAGUGCCACAGAUGCCAAAGGUGUCAACAUGAACAACAAGUGGGUCACUGUUCCUGCUUGGGGUGUUCCUCCACCUGAAUGUCUCUCCACUUCUUUGAUUGCUUCACGUGACAAUCACUUGGGUAAUGCUGCAGAUGGAAGUGGUGAAAUGGCCUCUUACAAGUGGAAGAUUCCAUUCGUGAAGGAUAUGCCAAAGGAUCCAUUCACCAAUAAGGUUCAUCACAACAAUUGUGUCUUGAGAUUCCGUUACAAUAUUACCACCACUGAAAUUCCCUUCUUCUUGGAUUGGAGAUAUAAUUAUCUUGGUGUCACUUCCAAGACUCCAUCCAUGACUCCAAUCCGUCAAGAUCCAUGGACUGAAUUUGGUUAUGAUCAUCCUCUCCAUCUUGCUGUCAAUACCAAUCAAUAUGGUAGAACUUUCCAAGAUCGAAGUUAUGUCUUUGCCAUUAAGGAACGACCACAAAAUGUUCCAUCCUAUGUGACCAUUCACAAUUUGAAUGUUCGUGGUAAGAGAGGUAACAUUGUCAAUGUGUAUCCAAGUGUGGAGUAUGACUUUGUACCAACUAAUUUGGAAGUCAAUGGAGAUGAUUUGAUUCACAUGCAAUGGACUGGUUCUGAUUACAAUCCUAAUCGUACUCCAAACAAUGCAGAAGGAGGUCCAGAGGAUCCAGCUCAAGGUGGUUAUCGUGCUGAUCGUUCUAACAUUGUUCAAAUGGAUGUUGCUGGUUUGAAUACUCCUCGUCCAUUCAGUGGUAUUACCAUGUUCUUGACUGAAGAUGGUAAAGUCGAUAAGGAUUUGGUUCACAAAUUAGCCUUUUUAGGUCAAAAUAUUUACGAUAACUCAACCACGAAUCCAAAGGCUUGUCUCUCUAAGGCUCAACUCUUGGCAAAGAAUAACCAAAACACUGCUGCAGCUGAAUUGGAUGAUCAAAAUUGUGGUAAACUUGCUAAUACUCCUUAUGGACCAUACUUUGAUGCUGGUUUGGUCAAGAUGUAUGCUUCUGGUAAAUUCUAUUACAUGUCCACCAGAAACAAUAACUUCUCCAAUAGAGGACAAAAGGCUAUUUUGACUGUUAGAAAUGCUCGAUUUUCUGCUGCUCCAGUUGCCAUGUCCUUCAAUUAUGGUGGAAUUGUGAUAUUGAUUUGUUUGUUCCUAAUGAAUCAAAUUGUUUUUUAA